CGGAUUUCCGUCUGUUCUUUUUAACUGACUUGACGUCGCCACUAUAACUUCGGUGUCUUCCUGAACUUUUCUAACGUUUCCGUUUAUUUCCAUUGGACGUGUGAAUUAAGUCAGUAUGGGUGCUUGUUUGGCAGUGAGUUCCCUCGCUAGUUGUGCGUCCUGUUUGUGCGGCUCAGCCCCCUGCCUCCUGUCAUCAUGCUGCCCUUCAACGUACAACUCCACCAUGAGCCGGCUGGCCUUCUCCUUCCUGCUGCUGCUUGGGACUCUGGUGUCUGUUGUUAUGAUUCUCCCAGGCAUGGAGGAACAUCUUAAAAAGAUCCCAGGUUUCUGCAUGGGUGGCACAGCCAUACCUGGCAUAGAGAACAAGGUAAACUGUGACAUCAUCGUGGGCUACAAGUCAGUGUACCGCAUGUGCUUUGCCAUGGCCUGCUUCUUCUUCCUCUUUUUCAUCAUCAUGAUCCGAGUGCGCAAUCAUGACCCCCGAGCUGCCAUCCAAAAUGGUUUCUGGUUCUUCAAGUUCCUGGUGCUGGUUGGCAUAACCGUGGGAGCUUUCUUCAUCCCAGAUGGCUCCUUUAAUACAGUGUGGCAUUACUUCGGUAUGGUGUGCUCUUUCAUCUUCAUCAUCAUCCAGCUCAUCCUGCUGGUGGACUUCGCACAUUCCUGGAACCAGUCUUGGCUGGAGAAGGCAGAGAACGGAAACUCCAAGUUCUGGUUUGCAGCUUUGCUGUCUUUCACCUUCCUCCUCUAUGCCUUUGCCUUCACUGCUGUCGUGCUCUUCUACGUGUUUUACACCCAACCGGACAAUUGCACGGAGCACAAGGUCUUCAUCAGCCUCAACUUCAUAUUCUGCAUCAUUGUGUCCAUCGUGGCCAUUCUUCCUAAAGUUCAGGAGGCUCAGCCCAGCUCAGGCCUGCUCCAGGCCUCUCUCAUCUCCCUCUACACCAUGUACAUCACCUGGUCAGCCAUGACCAACAACCCCAACCGGCAGUGCAACCCUAGUCUGUUGAGUUUGGUCCAGCCCAGCAGUGCAACUCCACCCCCAGGGCCUGCUCUUCCUACCCCAGCCCCCGGAAAUGUCCAGUGGUGGGACGCACAAGGCACCGUGGGAUUGAUCAUUUUCUUGUUCUGUACUUUUUAUGCCAGUAUCCGCUCCUCCAAUAAUGCCCAGGUGAACAAGCUAAUGCAGACUGAGGAGGGCCACGGUCUGACCACCAGCGACGACGGCGCCAUGGGGGAGGACGGAGUCCGACGGGCGGUGGACAAUGAAGAAGAGGGAGUCACCUACAACUACUCCUUCUUCCACUUCAGCCUCUUUCUGGCCUCUCUCUACAUCAUGAUGACCCUCACAAACUGGUACAAGCCGGACAGCGACUACCAGGCCAUGCAGACCACCAUGCCGGCCGUCUGGGUGAAGAUUGGCUCUAGCUGGCUUGGCUUGGCCCUCUACCUGUGGACCCUGGUGGCCCCGCUGGUGCUCCCUGACAGAGAAUUCAGCUAAAAACAUUGAAGUCUGUCAGCAUUGGUUGAUAGCCUUUUGCUACCUGCACCUUGAGGAAAGUUAGCUUUAGCUUCAACUAUUUCUUCUCUACUGUUUGAUUUGCUCAAAACUCCACAUUUAAAAGUGGAAAUUGAAAUUGUUAUAUGCUUUUGUUUUUACCUUAAGCCAUUGCACAUGUUACCUAAGAGUUGAUUUUUGUGGCUCAAGCUGAAUGUUCAGUUUUGCAGAGUCUGAUUUUAGCUUAAAUCACAUAGUCCAGUUUUUCGCCUCAGGUUAUUUUUCUAUUUUUCUUCCACUGUUACAAAAUAUUAGAAUUGAGAGCACUACAUGCCUUUAUAGAAUAAGACCAAAUGAUUUUGAUGAAAUUGAUGUUUUGGCUUUAUUUCACUACAUUUACGUUGCCUUUGUACUUUUUUUUUUUUUUUUGUAAUUGUUCCCUUUAAAUCAGUUUAAGUUUAUGGAUAGGUGCUUUCCAAAUUUCUGAGAUAUAGUUUUGCUUGUUCUGCAUUUUUAUUGCACAGCUUUGUUCUAGUGCCCCAUUUCAUAACAAGAGGGCUUUAUUAUAUUUUGCAUACAAGCUAUUUGGAGGGACCAUUUUUGAUAUCUUUAAAAGUUUUUUAUGAAAUUCAGUUUUCAGUGUAAAGUUUCUUCCUCAACAUAUGUUCACUUUUCAUUAUAAUCAAUAAAGUUGACGUUCUGUUUAAUGUCUUUAGAGUUAGGCAGUAGUUCUGUCCAGUAGGUGGGGCUGUUGUCCAUCAAAUUAGACUGUUUCAAUUGGGGAGAAAUGCCAGAUUUCAUUAUAUACAAUUGAUUCUGACAUAUGAGGUGUAAGAUUUCUAAACAUGUAUAGUGGCUUGUUCUUUUAAUACAUAAUACCUUGUGAAUUGGUCUGUAUUAUUCAGAAACAGCGAACAAAAUGUCAUCAAGUCUGGUCAGCAGGUAUUUCCAAAUGCUUCACUGCCCUCCCUCUGUUAAUCACAUGAUCCUACUAAAUGUGAUUUAUUGUGUUCCUACUACGCAGGAUUCCCUGGUGCCAGACACACACACACUUGGCAAGUAAUGUAGAGGGAAUGUGCUUGCCGCUAUCACAAGAUCAGCAUGAGCAGAGGGGCUGAACACAGCACUUCAUUAUACUUAACAAUAUUCAUUCAAGGCUUGUGUUGGGGUAGAACGACAAAUGAUCGGUCUCUAAAGUUGUGCUUGGACAUCUGGUAGCAUAUCCCAUACAUUACACCCGCAACAUUACUGUGCACACUUUUACCCACGCAGUAACAAUAUCCUAUUUUCUCACACGCAUUUGAGGUCUCCAAGCCUAAGGCAAAAAUAACUCUGGUUAAUUUUUCAGAUUUACGCUUUAGAGUCAGCUUGAUAACCAUUCGGAACUGCUGUAUCAUUUCACUUCAUUGGUCAGUCUGUCAUUCUCUUCUUCUUCCGUUGGCUGUUUAGGAGGGUUAUUUGGCCCUAACUGAUGAGCAGGUUGCUACGUUUUUUUUGUCUCUUCGGUCAAAGAAAUACUCAGAUUCAAGAGUUCUUAGCCUUCUUUUAACUUCAAACUUUUAGUCUUCAGCACCAAUCAAUGCUGACUCAAGCGACAUCACUUGAGGCAAUUUAUCAGAUUUUGCCCAGCCUCCUCUGGAACCACAAAAGGCUUUUUACAGCUUUUUUCACAUAUGCAGUAGAACUCCCCCCAACACCUGGUAACAGACUUUGAUGUGUCAAAUUGUUGAAUUCCCCUUUAAUAUACCUACAAAUCUCUGAUUGGUUCAGCUGUUUUUCCAACUGGAAACAGCAGUCAGUGACAAACUCCAGACCUAUUUGAGUUACUGAAAAGGGCAAGGCUCGGUUGGAAAAAAGGUGAUGUCACAUACAUCUGUGCACCGAUUUAAAAUUGAACAGCAUCUGACUUGGGAUCUGCAUAUUAGGAAGCAUUCAGAGACAGUUUUCCCUCUAUGCUGUUAACAUAUAGAAAAUCAAGCAGGUAAUUUAGCACAGUGACCAGUUGUGUCAGGAAUCCAACGCUGGUCCAGUUCAUCUCUGGAAAUUCAGCCUGACCAUGCCUGUAACACUUGGCUUUUUAGUUGCUAAUGAUAUUAUAUGUUGGGACAAUGGCAAUCCUGCUGCACCUUGAGACUAUCUCUACACAGUCAGGCCACCUAUAAACAGUAUAUUCCUGGCUAAGGUUGUGAUUUGUCCCACAUUGUUAUGGGUGACACUGAGAGUGGUAGUCCCUGCGAGCGGCCUAAUGCUGUUAUAUAAUUCAGAAUGAGUCUCUGACCAGUUGCAUAAGACAGUUAUUGGGGGCUCAUCACGCUUCUCUGCCUGUUGUGGUUUGGAAGGCCGGGCCCUGCUCUAGGGGACCCUCACUGUCAUCAUCCUCUUCACCAUCAUCAACAGCAACCACACCUCUCCUCCCCGGAGCGGUUCAAAGCACCUGGCAACCCAGGUGGAAAAACAAGCUAAAUGGAGCCCUGACACAUGAAGGUUUUUAAUGGUUGGCCCCAGUAGUCUUCAUUAGACAACUGUAUGAAGAUCCUGUCACAUUUGUUAUCACAGGUUUAAUUGUGCGAGGACAAAAGUAAUGUCAGGAUACACCCCAUAGUCCUGGAAAAUUAUGACAGUGUGUUCAGAUAUUAG
This is a messenger RNA of Xiphias gladius (swordfish), 4132 nucleotides long. It is a transcript of the gene serinc2, whose product is annotated as serine incorporator 2. The record is from RefSeq and is a predicted model, not a curated record. Gene Ontology annotation, cellular component: membrane. NCBI's taxonomy places the organism in Eukaryota, Metazoa, Chordata, Actinopteri, Istiophoriformes, Xiphiidae.